AUGGCAACUUUAGUCCAGCUACUGGUCUUCGCAUGUCUUCUUCUAGCAGUAUCGUGUGAUUUCUGUUACGACGAUCUCGGCUGCUUCGAUACGUCGUUGAAAUGCCAUGAUCGGAAAGCAAACACACCAGCCGAAAUCAAGACCAGUUUCAAGGUCUAUACUCGACAGAACCGAGGGAACGGUGAUUCACUGAACCGCAAUGACCUCGCUUCGAUCACCGCAUCCAGAGCUAAUACUCGCGUGGUCGGCAGGGAGAUCGCUAAGCUCAUUGAGGAUCUCAACGCUGCUACCGGUGCUGGCUUCGGCUCCAUGCACAUCAUUGGUCACAGCCUGGGCGCUCACAUCGGUGGUUACGCUGGAGAGGCAUGUUCGGGCACCGUUGGCCGAGUAACAGGAUUGGAUCCCGCAGGUCCAGACUUCGCUGGUGAUCUUGAUAAGUCCUGUCGUCUGGAUAAAACAGACGCCCGCUUUGUCGAUGUCAUGCACACAGACGGUGAAAUCCUGAUAGGCGGCGGGCUUGGACUAAUGGAUGAGCUUGGACAUCAGGACUUCUAUCCCAAUAACGGUCAAGAAAUGCCUGGUUGUGGAGGAAUCUCACCAACUUGUGAUCACAGCAAGGCCGUCGAAUACUUUAUCUCCAGCAUCUCAUCAAGUUGUUCAUUCACCGCUACGAAGAAGGGUUCGACCUGGGACGACCUCAAAACGGUCCCUGGACAUCGUGCACGAGCUCCACCUGCCCUCAGAUGGGGUACAAGGCGGACCUUAGCAAGGGGCAGGGGGCAUUCUAUCUUGAGACCAACGCGAAUAGUCCAUACUGCCAGUAAAAUGCCUAACUAUAGAUACAACGUCAUGCCAAGAAAAGCACAGCGAUUAGCUCCUUAUAAUCUUAUCGAUAUUAAGAUGAAAAAUAAUUAUGUAACACUUAUGAAUCUCUGUUAGAUAUUUUUUCUAAAUUAUGUAGACUAGUUGACUGCACAAACGCGAAUUCCCACUUUAAGAUCUACAUUAAGAAGAUUUUUAACGUUCCAAAUACAUCAAGACGAAGUGAUAAUAGAUGCUAUUAAAUUGAAUGUACUUUAAGAAUAUUAAAACCUAAUUAGUUUUGAAGACUCUCUUUGCUUUGACCAGGGAGCUUUGACUUUUUACGGCUCCCUACUUAGACUGCAUAAAAUGGCUAACAUUAUGUUUAAUUUCUGUUGGCAAUGUCCUACCAUGGAGCCCUCUAAGUUCUUUGGUGUUAUCAAGGGAAAUGUUUGGUUCAACCAGGGUGAUGUGGCAUUUUUACAGCUCCUUCGAUCUUUAGUGUAAACCGUUCCAUGUGAACUUUUAAAUCUAAAUUGAUUUCCCAGUUGUUGGAUGUACACACUGUUAGAUGACGUAAUCAAUCGCUCAAUAAAAAGCAUGACAAGCAUGA
This is a messenger RNA of Strongylocentrotus purpuratus (purple sea urchin), 1414 nucleotides long. RefSeq names its product pancreatic triacylglycerol lipase. The coding region runs from base 1 to 939 and encodes 312 amino acids. Lineage: Eukaryota; Metazoa; Echinodermata; Echinoidea; Camarodonta; Strongylocentrotidae. Gene Ontology annotation, molecular function: lipase activity. The record is from RefSeq and is a predicted model, not a curated record. The transcript is spliced from 5 exons.